AUGGCCGAAACAUGCGAACGAUUGUGCGAGACUAUCACCGGACAGCCAGAGAACACAUGCAAUCCAUCCAUGAAUGGAGCAGAGACAAAAUCUAUUGAAUCAGAAAAGCCAGAUGAUGCAGUCUUGAAUCACAUAGAAGGGCUGAAUACUGGUGUUAAUGGCAGACUGUACGAGGCAGAUAUUGUUUUGACUAAUGAAGAUAAGCACCUUGUUGAUCAACGAGAGGAAGGUGAUGCAGAUGGACCUGAAGGUGGAAAUAACGUUAUAAGGAGGAAUGCUGUAAGAAACAGACAAAAACUGUGGAAAACCCGUGUUUUGCCGUAUAGAAUAUCUCCAGCUCUGUAUCGCGUCAAGAGUGUAAUCAUGGCAGCCAUUAAAGAGUUCCAUCGACACACUUGUUUACGCUUCAGGCGGAGAAGGAAAGAACCGCACUGGAUCUAUUUCGUGAAACGGCCUGGCUGUUGGUCGUCCGUAGGUCAGAAGGUCUCCAUCCCGGGUCCCCAGCUUCUUUCCAUCGGUCCCGGAUGUGAUAAGAAAGGAAUCAUAAUGCAUGAGCUUAUGCACGCUGCUGGCUUUUGGCAUGAACAGUCACGCACGGAUCGUAACAAGUACGUGGAGAUACUAUGGGAGAAUGUCGCCAAAGGUCAGGCCCAUAAUUUUAACAAGUACCCGCAUGGCAAGUUGGACUUCCUGGGUGCUAUGUACGACUUCCAGAGCCUGAUGCAUUAUGGGAGUCACGCAUUCUCCAAGAAUGGAAAACAGACUUUAAAACCCAUCAAACAUUCCGGAUCGAAACUCGGCCAAAGGAAAGGUUUCAGUGAAACCGACAUACAGCAGUUGAAUGCGCUGUACGACUGUAAAAGUGAAAGCUCUAAGGCGUGGAGUUCUUGGACAAAGUUUGGUCCGUGUAAUGACAAAUGUCAGAAGGUUCGUCAGAGAUUCUGCACGACAGGUGAUCGAACACGCUGCCCUGGGGCGGGAGCUUACGGAAUUCAAAAGCAGCCAAGGACAUGCUCGCUAAACGAGUGUUAUGCUCCCGUUCAUGGCCACUGGGGCCGCUGGAGCUCUUGGUCUCCCUGUGGUCGAACUUGUGGGCCUGGCCUUCGCGCCAGAAGGAGGCUGUGUGACGAUCCACGUCCGAGGUAUGGUGGGAAAAGAUGUAAUGGAAGCAGCCUUCAAACUGAACGAUGCACGAGACGCGAAUGUUGACGGAACACUUAGAAAGUAUUGAAAAAAGGAUAUCUUCACAACCCGCAGGGAAUGUGCUUCUUGUUGCUACCCAUGCAAAGAUAACGAUGUCAGGAUGGUAACCAGGUUUUUAAACAUGGCGUGCUUUUUAAACCUUACUGUGG
This is a messenger RNA of Pocillopora verrucosa, 1352 nucleotides long. The record is from RefSeq and is a predicted model, not a curated record. Lineage: Eukaryota; Metazoa; Cnidaria; Anthozoa; Scleractinia; Pocilloporidae.